AGUUUGCAGCCCCAGAAGAGUUUAUACCCCGGCUGGCUGAAUAAACUGGUCUCUGUGUGAUCUCAGGCAUUAGACUGGUUCAUACACUGUUAAAUUUGAUCAAAAGGACGAGCUGAUAAACCUGACAACAUGGCUGUGGCUGGCUGCACGAAAUGCAUUAAAUAUAUGUUAUUCUUCUUUAAUUUUAUUUUCUGGCUGGCAGGAGGUAUCAUCUUAGGAGUGGCCCUUUGGCUCCGCCAUGACAGUCAAACCAGCAACCUCCUCAUUCUCCAGUUUGAGGGAAACCAGGCGCCAGGCACCUUCUACAUCAGUGUGUACAUACUGAUAGCUGUCGGGGCUGUGAUGAUGCUGGUGGGUUUCCUUGGAUGUUAUGGUGCCAUUCAGGAGUCUCAGUGUCUGCUGGGCACGUUCUUCUUCUUUUUGGUGAUCCUCUUCGCCUGUGAGGUGGCUGCAGCGAUGUGGGGUUUCAUGAACAGAGACACAAUCUCCAAAGAGCUGAUUAACUUCUACGACUCUGCCUACAUCAAGGCUGUGGAUGUCUCAGGAACCCCCAGUAAAGACUCGGCCAUCAAGGUGCUGGAGGUUUUCCACAGGACGCUCGACUGCUGCGGUAAAGGAGACGACACCCCUCUGUUUCAACAAGUUGUCAGCACCAUGUGUCCUAAAAAGACCCCACAAGAUUUCCUCAUAUCUCAGAGCUGUCACGAUAAACUGAUCGAGCUGUUCUCGGAGAAGCUCUACCUGAUUGGUCUGGCUGCUCUGGUGGUUGCCGUCAUCAUGAUCUUCGAGAUGAUCUUCACAAUGGUGCUCUGUUGUGGCAUUCGCAACAGUCCAGUGUACUGAAAAUCCAACCAACAACCAUCAACAAAGGUCCACAUCAGCCUAUAAAGCAGUUACUUUAUUAUGUUUCUAUAAUAUGAUCUCGUUAUGAUUGCAACACAGUAAAAUGGAUAUCUUUCCUUUUAUAUUAGAUUAUGAAAUAAAUCUAGUUUUUAAUGUUGCUAAUCUCUUAUCUCUCCACUUUAAUACAUAAUAAUUAAGCUUCAGGUUUUUUCUAUUUAUCAUACAAUGCUUCAUAUGAAUCUUUUACACAUACAGUAUGGUAUAAAAGAUUUCUCUGAAGUCAUUAAACUUAAUGCUGUUUUUAUGGAUGUAUAAAUUGUAUAUACUUGACAUAUGUUCAUAACACUUAGGAGAGUCCAUGUAUUCCCUGUCUGUAUGAUUGUAAUGUACCUCCCUAUAGUGCUGUAUAAUUUAAGAAGCAAAGUGUCAGUGGUUCAGGGUAAUGUACUGCCUUUCUCUAAUAAUUAUCAGGAUGAGGAGUCAGUCAGUGUGUGUGUCUCUUCUUUGUGCAUAAUGAACCAUCAUCAUGCUGUUGUACCUCUGUUAACAUGUGAAACACCUUUUCUUAAAUAAUGAAAAAACAUCAUGUCCCCUUGCCUGUUCAACUUGUUUUAAUAACACUAAUAAAUUAUGCCUCAUCUCUUGUUCUUUUUUGGUGGAGCAUACACCCAA
Molecule: messenger RNA, 1515 nt
Organism: Sphaeramia orbicularis (orbiculate cardinalfish)
Lineage: Eukaryota; Metazoa; Chordata; Actinopteri; Kurtiformes; Apogonidae
Product: CD81 antigen-like
Exons: 8
Coding region: 130-843 (237 amino acids)
Cellular component (GO): plasma membrane
Source: RefSeq, a predicted model, not a curated record